AUGCCGACAACCAAAGGCGUGAGAAAUCAUGGGCUAUUCGAUGCACUUUGGAGGAUAUCGGAGUGCAAGGACUCGAACACCCCUGCUGAGGAAAUUCUGAUUAACGAAAUUCGACGCAGCCUGCCACAUUUUGUCCAGGAGAACCCGGAGUAUCCCUCCCUCUUACGUUUUAUCGCCGACUGCCUGCACACAACCGAGCUACCGGAUGGCCUUCCGAUCCCUGACGAGCAAGUCCAUCUGAAUAACAAGGAUACUCGGUAUCCAGCGCAAGUGAACGAUACCCUUUAUACACAACUCCGAAUGUACUCAACCUGCUCGUGUAGCACGCAACACCUGGAAUAUGCGCGGCUACGACUUGAUCCUGAACAUGGUAUGCAAGAUGAUGCGGACAUUCCAUUUGAUCUCUUGUUUUCGGCGGGUGCCGCAUCGUGUCGUACAACCAACUGUCAUUCACGGUGGAAGGAGGCCAAAGUAUUCGUUGCUCGGUAUGACGAUUUGAGAACUUCUGGAAACGGCGAAGCUAGCUAA
Messenger RNA from Penicillium cosmopolitanum, 528 nucleotides. RefSeq lists its product as uncharacterized. NCBI's taxonomy places the organism in Eukaryota, Fungi, Ascomycota, Eurotiomycetes, Eurotiales, Aspergillaceae. The record is from RefSeq and is a predicted model, not a curated record. The transcript has a single exon. Bases 1 to 528 code for a protein of 175 amino acids.